Messenger RNA from Silurus meridionalis, 2140 nucleotides. It is a transcript of the gene mul2, whose product is annotated as mitochondrial E3 ubiquitin protein ligase 1a. The record is from RefSeq and is a predicted model, not a curated record. Gene Ontology annotation, biological process: protein ubiquitination; organelle organization. The transcript has 6 exons. Lineage: Eukaryota; Metazoa; Chordata; Actinopteri; Siluriformes; Siluridae. Gene Ontology annotation, molecular function: ubiquitin-protein transferase activity. Bases 399 to 1418 code for a protein of 339 amino acids.
ACGUUAAUGUCGGUGUUAUAUGUUGCUUUAGCUGGAAUAACCGCUGUAUUUGUUUUAAUCACACGUGUCAGUAUGUUUAACUCUCAAAUUGCCAUGUGGUGGAAAUCCACGUCACUCCAGUCAGCUAGCGUUUUGCAGUGAAAGAGAAACUUCACUUUUCCUGACGUCAUGGUCAUAAAAAAAUACUCGAAGCUCAAAUAUAAGAAUCGCAGUUUAACAACAUUGAGGUUCUGUGCACUAAAUGUUUGGGAAAACGGUAUUCCAAAUAGAGCACUAUUUAUUAUACCAUCAUCUGCCUAAAGAUUCUCCAUUAAGUACAGGGGUCACCAACCUUGAAACAGAGCUACUUCUUGACUCACUGCUCACCCCCUGUAAGGAUAAACAAGAGAAAAAAGAACAUGGAGGAAUUCUCUAUUGGGACAGUGGAGACAGUGAUUUUAGGUUCCAGCAUUGCUUUCUCAGGCCUCUUCUAUUAUCUGUACAGAAAGAAACUCAAAGCUGUGGACAAACUCAAUAAUGCUCCUCACAUUGCUAUAAAUGAAAAACUAGUGGAUCUUCUGAAUGCCACACCUGGGAAGUGUCUGCAGUAUGUGGUUAUUAAAGGCACAGUCCAACCCUUAGAGGAGCCCCUGUGCAGUCAGUUUAAGGAAGGAACCUUUGGUGUUAUUCAGAAACUGCUCCUCCGAGAACAUAAACUUGUGUGGAACGGUUUGGCACGUACCUGGGUGGACCGUGAGCGUGUACUGCAUGAGCGUGUGAGCAGCGUGCCCUUUUCUCUGGUGGGAAAUGAUGGAGCAUGGGUGCAGGUACUUCGUCCAUUCGAGGCGUCUGGCCCUGAGAUGGAAACGGUACAUGAGAAGUUCCACCAGGCAAACUAUGGCUUUAGUGACCUGCUUAGCCAGUACUUGAGUGGCGAGAAAAGAAAGGGCCAGCUGGAGACGGAGGAAAUGCUGAGAGUGGGUGUGUCCAUCACUGCUGCUGGGGAGCUCAUCCUCGAUUCAGACCGCCUGCUAAAACUCCGCCCCCCGACUGACGGUUCGAACUACUUCCUGACCAGGGCUGACUUUGAGUCACUUAAGCUUGACCAAGAGGGCCAGGCAUCGUGCUGGUGGGCCCUGGCGGGUGUGUUUGCUCUAGCGGGUGUUGCUGUAGUUCUGUGGGCAGGAUUUCGGUGUUAUAGGCGGAUCCAGAUGAAAUGGGAGAGAGAGAGGAUAAAGAGGGAGUUUGAUCGACCUGAGGAGGGUGUGGAGGACCGCGAGAAUACGUGUGUAAUCUGUUUGAGUAACCCAAGAGGGUGUGUGUUUCUGGAUUGCGGACAUGUGUGUUGUUGCUACAGCUGCUAUGAAGCACUCCCUCAGCCAACAUGUCCAGUGUGCCGGCAGGGGAUCAUUAGAGUUGUGCCCCUCUAUCAGUCCUGAACACGAAAGUGCAAGAGAUAGUGGAUUAGGACACUACAGAAGUCUGUGAUGCUGUGAGUCCAGAGGGUUAAGAUGUCCAGUACGUUAUCCUCUACCAGGCUUCAGAAAAAGCUGAAGAAAUGAAUGGAAGGUGGAGUAAAAAAAACAAAACCCCACAAAGGAACACAGAUAGAAAGGAUAGACAACUGGGUAUCUUACCCUUAUUACUGUAUUUGUUAAUCUUUCUCUGUCUAGUUCUCCAUCAUUAAAAAGUUUGUGGGUUUUUCUUGUGCACCUACUUUAAAAUAGAAUUUGUUUGUUCGAUAGUUGCCUAUAUAAAAAAUUAAAGAAAUGUGAAGGGUUAAAAUGUGUAUGCUUGUCAUAGAGUUACAACAAAUCCUCUCAAAAUUUAAGACCUUUAGAAUAUGUGACAGCAUACUUUUCAUACAAUGUGACAUACUUUAAGCAUGUACAAAAAAUUUGUAAGCUAAUAAAAAUAUCGGAAAGGAACAGGAAAAGAACAUGUUUAUCGUUAAUGUGAAGUGGGAUUUGUUGACUCAAUAACUUCAGCAGUUUCAGCAAUAAAACAUCUAUUGAUCUAUCAUGUUCAACACACCAGCUCAUGCUCCUUCAGGACUUCUGCACUGUCAACUUCAUCUGCUAUGCCGAAGUCACUCCUGCUAAGGUAUUCUGUACAACUUUCCUGAUCCGUUUUGACUGGCAAGAUAAAGGAAAAAAAUUUC